Schistocerca piceifrons (Central American locust) is the source of this 3457-nucleotide messenger RNA. Its product is annotated as E3 ubiquitin-protein ligase MARCHF6. The record is from RefSeq and is a predicted model, not a curated record. Gene Ontology annotation, molecular function: zinc ion binding. Lineage: Eukaryota; Metazoa; Arthropoda; Insecta; Orthoptera; Acrididae. The transcript is spliced from 9 exons. Gene Ontology annotation, cellular component: endoplasmic reticulum membrane. The coding region runs from base 313 to 3303 and encodes 996 amino acids.
AGUACUGUGUUGCCUUAUUGCAUGUGAUUUUUAUUACGUUGUGUUGAAGGAUACAGUAUAAUCGUAAAUUUAGGACCAAAUUAAAUUGUUGGCAGUGAAUUUCAGAGUAUGACAAGUACUCUGAAUAUGAUAGCAAUAGUGUUUGAUGAGUAUCCUGUUGUCAUUACGAAAAAACUUCAAAAUAAUGACACGAGUUCACUGUGACAUAUUAACUAAGGAUAUUAUUAAACUCAAGGAAGACGACGGACACAAUAGUUAUGAACGUUGCACGGUGAAGACGAUUACACCCGCUUGAGAAUUACGAAGUACAAAAUGAUGGAAGAUUUACAAGGAGCUGACAUAUGCCGUGUCUGCCGAUCGGAGGGUUCCCCAGAAAGGCCCUUGUUUCACCCGUGCAUUUGUACUGGAAGCAUAAAAUGGAUACACCAAGAGUGCCUAGUUCAGUGGAUGCGUUAUAGCCGAAAAGAAUACUGUGAAUUAUGCGGUCAUCGAUUUUCAUUCACACCUAUUUAUUCUCCCGACAUGCCCAGGCGUUUACCUUUACGGGAUGUAGCCGGCGGUUUGCUUACAAGCAUAGCUACAGCUGUCAAAUAUUGGUUACAUUAUACGUUGGUAGCUGUUGCGUGGUUAGGUGUUGUGCCUCUUACAGCGUGCCGUAUCUACAGAUGUCUUUUCACCGGCUCUGUCGACUCGAUCCUGACUUUACCCCUUGACAUGCUCUCCACGGAAAAUAUUGCAUCUGAUGUUUUCCAUGGUUGUUUUGUUGUGACCUGUACAUUAUUUGCAUUCAUUGGGCUUGUGUGGCUAAGAGAACAAAUACUUCAUGGUGGCGGCCCAGAUUGGCUGGAGAGGGACAACCACCCUCAACCUUUGGCAGAUGCACCAGCCCCACCAGCUAAUCCUCCACACCAUCCUGACAACAAUAAUGUUCUACAUGGUGGUGGUCCAGAUUGGCUGGAGAGAGACAACAAUCCCCCAGCUGUGGCAGAUGCAGCAGCUGCACCUGCUAAUCCCCCACAGCCCCCUGACAACAAUGAUGUCCUUGAACAGGAAGCACUUCCCAUGGUAAUAGGAGCAUUUCUUGGUGGUGGUGGAGGUGGUGGGGGUGGGGGUGUACCUCCACCACCAGUAGCUGGUGCAGAACUUGGAGCUUUCCUUGGUGGUGGUGUCCCUCCACCACCAGUGGCUGGUGCAGAACUUGAAGCUCCAGCAGAUGUUUUAGAAAAUGGGGGCGCUGAAGGGGACGAGCAGGGUGCUAAUCAGGGAGCUGAUGAAGGCAACUGGAAUCCUAUUGAAUGGGAUCGUGCAGCAGAAGAGCUCACAUGGGAGAAGCUUUUGGGCUUUGACGGGUCACUUGCAUUUCUGGAACACGUUUUCUGGGUUGUCUCUCUCAACACUCUCUUCAUACUGGUAUUUGCAUUUUGCCCAUAUCACAUAGGACAUUUUGCAGUUAUGGGAUUUGGUCUACAGCAACAUGCUACUGCAUCACGUUUUGAAGGACUUGUAACAACACUAUGUGGGUAUGUCAUGAUAGGCCUGGGACUUGUUGUGCUGCGCACUAUAGCAUCUCUUCUGGGAUUGAGGCGUUCAAAGAGAAUUCUUGGUCUUUGUUAUGUUGUUGUUAAGGUCUCAUUGUUGUCCGUUGUAGAGAUUGGGGUUCUCCCUCUAAUAUGUGGAUGGUGGCUCGAUAUUUGUUCGUUAUCAAUGUUUGACGCCACUUUGCGAGACAGAGAAACCAGCUUCCAAAUGGCACCUGGGACAUCCAUGUUUAUACAUUGGCUUGUAGGAAUGGUGUAUGUGUAUUACUUCGCCUCCUUUAUUCUUUUGCUGAGGGAGGUUCUGCGACCCGGAGUGUUAUGGUUUUUAAGAAAUCUGAAUGAUCCAGAUUUCAGCCCAAUACAGGAGAUGAUCCAUCUACCAAUAUUAAGGCAUGUGCGUAGGCUGCUUGCAUCAGCAGUUAUUUUUGGAACAGCUGUAUUGUUAAUGCUGUGGUUACCAGUAAGAAUACUAAGAGCUGUAUGGCCAAGCUUCCUGCCAUACACUGUUGCUCUGCAGACGGAGACUCAAGUGAAUGAACUGUCGCUGGAGCUGUUGCUACUCCAGGUAGCAGUUUGUCUCCAGACAGUGAUACUACCAGCUCUGCUAGAACAGUCACAGACACGAACAUGGCUGAAAGCUCUUGUACGAGCUUGGUGUUGUGCAGUAGCAUGGCUGCUUGAUCUGCGACCUUAUCUACUGGGUGAUGAACGUGACCGUACACCUGCUGGAGGACAACAGCAGCAGCAGCCGCAGCCUGCAGGAGAGCAGGUACCUCUGCCUGCUGCCCUCGCAGGUGGUGGGCUGGGAGCUGCACAUCAAGCACUCCUUCAGAGGGAUGCACCAUCCGGCUUCCAACCAUACGAGCGUCCGCGCUGGUUUGCGGCACGACUUGUUGGUCUGCUUGCUUGUGUGUGUGUUACAUUAGUCGCAGCCAGUUUGGUUGCCUUGACAGUACCAGUUUGGUUGGGACGUGAAGUUACAGCAAUGUGCCUCCCACAACAGCCACCAGGAGUCAGUGCAUCACCAAUAACAGCAACGCGUCCUGGUACAAAUGGUACAGCGAGAGUGCACGAACUGUACACUGCAGCUGCAGGCACAUACUUGUGCUGGCUAGUUGCACGUGCUAUCGCACUGGCACUCAGUUGGCUGCCACAAGGUCGGGCAGCAAUCCUAAGUUGUUUACGACAAUGGUGUAUCUAUGGUGCCCGUGCUGUGGCAGCCUGCUCUAUCCUACUUGGUUUAGUCCCACUGUUGUUUGGCCUUCUGCUGGAGCUGGUUGUAGUGGUUCCUCUAAGAGUACCACUGGAUCAGACACCAGUCCUUUUUGUGUGGCAGGACUGGGCACUAGGUGUUCUGUAUACAAAAAUUGCAUGUGCAAUUAUAAUGAUGGGUCCAGAGUGGCACGUGCGUCGUGCUAUUGAGCGCACAUAUAGGGAUGGUAUACGUGAUAUGAACUUGGGAUUUGUUAUGCGCGAGUUGGCAGCACCUAUUAUCUCUUGUUUAGGGCUGGCAUUAGCAGUGCCCUAUGUUGUAGCUCAUGGUCUAGUGCCAUUAUUUGUAGCCAAUCCACAGCUGCGCAAUCUGAUUGCAAGGCGACUAUAUCCAUUCCUGCUGCUCGUUUCACUCACAGCAGGAAUUAUAGUUUUCCAGAUUCGACAGUUUCGGAAACUAUAUGAACAUAUUAAGAAUGAUAAAUACCUUGUUGGACGAAGGUUAGUGAACUAUGAUCAUCGUCGUCACAAAUCACCCUCCAUUCGGCAUUAGAAGCUAUAGCUGUUGAUAAUACUAUUGCCUUAAAUUUGAUAGCUUCCUCCAUCAUCUGCGUGGAGAUAACUGAAACCUGAAGAAAUUUUCUUAAUGAUUGUAGAAUUAAUAUAUUGAGUGUACAUGUUUUGAAUAAAUGCUUACGUGUAUAGUG